UGUCGGUCGCUCACGUUAUAAAGAAGGCUACCCCCGCCAUGCACUCCUCGCUAUCUGCCCUCGAAGCCAAACUUCCAGAGUUAGGAUCUGGCUUCAAUCUAGCAAUGGCGGAAAAGAAGGAGAAGAUCUCCAAGAUAGUCAUAACGGUUGACCUAAGCUGCCGUUGUUGCUACAAAAAGAUUCAAAAGGUUCUAUGCAAGCUACAAGAACAAGGACAGAACAUAACAAAUAUCUCCCAUGACAAGAAGAAGAAUACGGUCACAGUCUCUGGCCCAUUCGAUCCCCAUAAGCUCUCCAAGAAGCUCUGGUGCAAGGCCUGCAAGGUGAUCAAAAGCAUCGAUAUUGUACCUGACAAACCAAAAGAAACAUCAACACCACCACCACCUCCCAAGAAACCCUGCGAGGUGAUCAACAACAUAGAAAUUGUAGUAUGUGACCCUCCUAAAUGCCCCAUUCCACCACCGGUCUGCCCAAAUUGUUGUUGCAAGCCUCCUAAAUGCACCUGUCCGCCGCCAGAACACAAACCUUGUUACCCAAAGAAAAAACCCGUACCGUGUCCACCACCGGUUUGCCCAGAUUGUUGCUGCAAGCCUCCUAAAUGCACCUGUCCGCCGCCAGAGCACAAAUCCUGUUCCCCGAAGGAAAAAUCCGUACCGUGUCCACCACCGAUCUGCCCAGAUUGUUGCUGCAAGCCUGCUAAAUGCACCUGUCCGCCACCAGAACCCAAACCCUGUUCCCCAAAACCAACAUGCAUACCGUGUCCACCACCGAUCUGCCCAGAUUGCUGCUACAAGCCAUGCUACAUGGAUUGCCAUGGAGGGUGCCGAAGUUGCUCAUGUGGAAAGGCCGGUGGAUGUGGGGUUUGUGGUCGAUCAAUCUGUUGUGGAACCUGUCAUGGGGUUACGGUCCAGCAAUCUGUCGUGAUUUGCGAGUAUUCACCAGCGCCAUGUACCAUGAUGUGAUCAUAUUUGUGUUUCUGUGUUUUUCUUUUGUCAAAAAUAAUAAGAAUAAAUUAAGGUGAAUGAUGUUAGAUCUGUGGGAGAGUACGUAAUGAGAGAAUAAAAUGUUAUUUUGGUGUAUUUGUGCUUUUGAAGAUUGUAUGAGAGGGUUUUAUUCUUGGUAAUGUGAAGUUUUUUCUUAGUAUUUUGCUCCAAAAUCAAUA
Molecule: messenger RNA, 1162 nt
Organism: Elaeis guineensis (African oil palm)
Lineage: Eukaryota; Viridiplantae; Streptophyta; Magnoliopsida; Arecales; Arecaceae
Source: RefSeq, a predicted model, not a curated record